Coregonus clupeaformis (lake whitefish) is the source of this 2034-nucleotide messenger RNA. RefSeq lists its product as uncharacterized. The record is from RefSeq and is a predicted model, not a curated record. The transcript is spliced from 11 exons. NCBI's taxonomy places the organism in Eukaryota, Metazoa, Chordata, Actinopteri, Salmoniformes, Salmonidae. The coding region runs from base 606 to 1811 and encodes 401 amino acids.
AAAAUUAAUGAAAACAAAAAUAGGCUUUUUGGUCUUAAUUUAAGGUUGGGCAUAAGGUUAGCAGUGUGGUUAAGUUUAAAAUCAGAGUUUAAGAAGAUGAAUUGUAGAAAUAGGCGGGCAAGCUUGCUAAGCAAAAACAAAUGUACUGGACUUCCGCAUUUGGAUUCGUCACAACCACAAAGUUGCUCAACUGUUGCUCAGAUCAUCAAGUGCUGCAUUUGAAGACACUGCCACCUGCUGACAUGUGCCUCAAAUGUGAUGAUCAAAGAGUCCUCUACAGCCAUUUCAGUUAGAUAGCUAGAUAGAUUUUAUUUGACAGUUAUAAAUUACGACCAGGGGGAGAUACCACCAGUCCAGUCCCAUACAAGCCUUUCCUGUGACGUAUUAUGCGCGCCCAUAAAACUGUGACCUAUUGUGACGUAACCAAGCAUAAAUUCACUACAUAAACUGUGUUCAGCUUUGAUAUCAUCAGUACAAUCGCUUUCUUCAGUAAGGUUGUUUCAGGUGCAUAGUCUGCCCUAGCUGACACUGUGCAGAGAAUAAAUACUACGAUUGGAAACGGUUGGAUAGACCCGUCCUUGGAGUUUAGAACGUCUGAAAGCAAGAUGAAUCAUAAUGAUGAGAGAAUCAAAAGAGCUUUAAGGCGCCGCCCUUAUGUGUUGAAUCCAGUGAGGGUGAACACCCCUGAUUCUGUGAUGUGGCCAACCGGCAAAGUGCGCAGAAGGCCAAGGCCUUCUACAUCAGUGCAGACCCCUCAGAUCCACAAAAGGCCUCCAAUCAUUGUGAGCUGUGGGCAGGAACAGACAUCUGGGGAUGGAUGGGACAUCAAUCCAGAGCCUCUUAGCCAGUCUGGAAGGGUGACUCGGCUGAUGGAUAGAAAUGAUGAUGGGGUGAUCUCAUCCUCCAACUCUGACAUCUCUAUCUACUCCUUCACUGACUGUGAAUCUGAGUCUGAUGAUGAGGAUCAUGAAAGGAGGACACCACCGCUGAAAGUGAAGGAUGAGGAGGAUGGAAAGCUGACAAGGCUUAAAGUGAGGGAUAUGGUAGAGGACGACGAUCUUUCUCUCCAAUCCUUCGAUGAGUCAGACUUUCUGCGUGAUAAUGGCAAUGAUGCCUCUGCUGAGGACAGUCCAGGGCCUUCAAAGGAACCACUGAGAAAAGGGGCUUCACUGAAGGACCCUCGACUGAUUAUUGUGGCGAAACCCAACAUCCCUGUCAUUGUUGCUCCGCAUGCUGUGGAGUACUUACCAUACCACCACAGCCCUCGCCUGGCCCCAAUCACCAACCUGAGCGAGAACGGUAGGAAGCUGCUCCAGAAAAUGUCAGGAGUGGCCCCACAGGUGAGAGGAAAUACAGAAAGCCCUUGCCUGGCCCCCAUCACCAAUACAGGAAGCCCUCGCCUGGCCCCCAUCACCAACCUGAGUGAGAACAGCAGGAAGCUGCUCCAGGAAACGGCGCAGAAAAUGGCAGGAGUGUACCCACAGGUGAGAGGAAAUACAGAAAGCCCUUGCCUGGCCCCCAUCACCAAUAAAGGAAGCCCUCGCCUGGCCCCCAUCACCAACCUGAGUGAGAACAGCAGGAAGCUGCUCCAGGAAACGGCGCAGAAAAUGGCAGGAGUGUACCCACAGGAAGGGAAGGUCAAAAGGAAAAAGGGCAAGGCAAAAAAGAGAGUGAAGCAAGAGCAGGCUAGUAACAUGAAGCAGGUGGAAAAUGUUGGAGAAAGUAAGGAGGACAAGAAAGAGGAAAAGAAGAGUCUGAGGAAGAGGUUUCUCCAGUGGCUGCUGCCCAAACUUAGAUGUUUGAAUAAAUAAUGGCCAUCUACUACUACAACACACACACACACACAGAUAUUUUGAGUAUUGCUUACUCCUCCAAUACACACAGAAACUUAAUUUCAGACACAGGAACUAUGUUUAGAAAAAUACACAUAUUGGUCUCGUUCUAAUAUUUUGAGACAUGCACUAUUCUUUAAAAUAAAAAAACUACAAAAAAUGUUUGAAAUAUGCAUUUUCAAUAAAGCUUUUGAAAUUGCAA